This is a messenger RNA of Meriones unguiculatus (Mongolian gerbil), 348 nucleotides long. RefSeq names its product large ribosomal subunit protein eL29-like. The coding region runs from base 1 to 348 and encodes 115 amino acids. Lineage: Eukaryota; Metazoa; Chordata; Mammalia; Rodentia; Muridae. The transcript has a single exon. The record is from RefSeq and is a predicted model, not a curated record.
AUGGCAUCAAGAAACCCCGGUCACAAAGAUACAAGUGUCUUGAGGAGGUCAACCCCCAAGUUCCUGAGGAACAUGCCCUUUGCCAAGAAGCAUAACAAGAAAGGCUCGAAGAAGGUGCAAGCAAACAACACAAAGAUAACAAGUGCCUACACAGAGGCCAUCAAGGCCCUUGUGAAGCCUAUAGCCAUUAAGCCCAAGAUGCCAAAGGGCUCCAAUUGCAAACUCAGCCAUCUGGCUUUGAUUGAUCACCCCAAGCAGAUUCGAAGCUACAAGGUCAAGGGAUGUAGGCUCUGCCAAUUAGACUUCAGCCUCAGGUCAAGCUUUCAAAGGAGCCCCAGGCCCCUGUGA